This is a messenger RNA of Pyrus x bretschneideri (Chinese white pear), 1518 nucleotides long. Its product is annotated as protein FMP32, mitochondrial. Gene Ontology annotation, cellular component: mitochondrion. Bases 557 to 1270 code for a protein of 237 amino acids. The transcript has 7 exons. NCBI's taxonomy places the organism in Eukaryota, Viridiplantae, Streptophyta, Magnoliopsida, Rosales, Rosaceae. The record is from RefSeq and is a predicted model, not a curated record.
CAAAAUUAAACAUUGAAACAACUGAUAACGCAAGUGCUCCGAAACUUGAUUAGAAUCUAUGAACGCUCAUAUGAAGCCAAAAGCAUCUGUCACGACAUUAGCCGUAACCCGUCGAAAUUGAAUUCCUCGAAGGAGUAAGACAAAAUUUGGAAACUCUUUCCCUGUAGGAUUUCUUCCAAAAAAUUAGAAAAGGUUUGCGCGCUGUUUGGCACACGGGCUAAUUUAACCGAAGGAAGCAGCAAACCGCGAAAUAAACAGGAUCUCCCGGUACCCUCCAUCUUUUAUAUUUCGCGAAUCUCGAGACGGACAGGGGACAACAAUCCUAUCCAGUCCUCCAGGAUCUCCCAGUGGGGAAAUUAGCAUGUAUUGCUCCUAGCUCUCCGGCUCGUAACUUUCCGGAUACGGAUAGGUACUGGAUCGGAUUGGAUUUUCAAAUUGUAACUGUAAUCCUAUCGUUUUCUCGGCAGGCAACCGAUUGAAGGUUUUGAUUCGGAAUCGAUUGAGGGAUUGAGAUCGAGAUUAGCAUUGAGGAAUCAGGUGCGGAAAUCGAAUUCGAAUGGCCGCUGCUGCGGCUUCUAGACGGGUCGCCCAAUUGGGGACCGGGUCCGGGAUCGGAUUAUCCGGUUUCGGAGGGCCCGGUGGUGCUUCGAGAACGGUGUCUCCGUCGGUGGAGUACAGGCAUUUGGAUUGCAGGCUGACUUCUCAGCUAGUCAAAUCAAAUGGAAAGCGGUUGUUUCUCGUCGAUACAUUAGCUCUGGUUAGGAGAUUAGAGGGACAAGGCGUCCCCUCGAAGCACGCGGAGGCGAUAACUGCUGCCAUUACUGAAGUUUUGAAUGACAGCUUGGAAAAUGUGUCUCAUUCAUUUGUUACAAAAGGAGAGAUGCAGAAAACGGAGAUGAUCCAAGAAUCCAACUUGUCCAAAUUCAAAUCCGAAAUUCAAAGUGCGCAGGGACACCAUUUUUCUUUGUUGCAACACGAGACUGAAAAACUUCGGAAUGAUAUAGAGAAGAUGCGCAGUGAAUUGAGGUAUGAAAUCGACAAAGUUACCGCAGGACAGCGGUUGGACUUGAACCUGGAAAGAGGGAGGAUACGAGAAGAGCUAUCUAAUCAGAAUGCUGAAACAAAUAACCUCACUAACAAACUUGAUCGGGAAAUUCAUGCUUUAAGGGCUCAGGUGGAAGCAGCAAAAUACGAUGUCAUAAAAUACUGCAUAGGUACUCUUGUUUCGAUAUCUGCUGUCGGUCUUGCUGUACUCCGUAUCUUGAUGUAAACUUGUUCUAUGGAUAACGACGACAAAUCCCAAUAGGGGAAAACUGGGAAAUGGUCCAUUCUUUUCAAGCUGUUGUAAUUUUAAGAAAUGUGAUGAAGAUGUGAAAGAUAAGGCGUAGUCAUUACAUUGUAAGUGGGAUCCAAGGAACUGAUUGUCCCCUUUUUUUUUUUCCUCCCAGUAUUUGUUGGUAAAGGAUCUGAUGUAUUGACUAGUUUCGUUUGUCAAAUUUCCAUUGAACUUGUACCCUA